Drosophila willistoni is the source of this 6294-nucleotide messenger RNA. RefSeq names its product mucin-2. Lineage: Eukaryota; Metazoa; Arthropoda; Insecta; Diptera; Drosophilidae. The record is from RefSeq and is a predicted model, not a curated record. Bases 1 to 6294 code for a protein of 2097 amino acids. The transcript is spliced from 3 exons.
AUGGUUUCUGCUCCACUUCGGAGAUUUAUGCCGAUCUUGAUGCGCACCGUGGACCCAAUGAUCGGAUGUGCCCUGCGCCAGCGGGGAAGUUCGACCAAGAUGAAGGAUGAACCACGUCAAGGAUUGAUUGCUGCCCGAGAGUUGGCAAAGUUGGAUAAUUCCAAAGCCAAGAAACUUCUUAGGUAUUAUUGGAUAUUUGCACUGUGCCUGGCUGUUUUUGCCAUCCAGGUAACAAAUGCGGAUGACGAAAAUCCGCAGGAGACUGAAAUCGUUGGACUUCAGCAAAGCACAACAACGGAAAGCCUUUGCAAUUUAUUUCCCCACCUUAAUCUAAACUGUAAUAAAACUACAACAACUAAUACAUCAACAACUACGAAGACGACAAAUCCUGAAGAUAAUACAUCAACCACAAAUAAUGCAAAGACCACAACAACCGAAAAGUCUGUAACUACUGAUCGUCCCACAACAACAACGAAAACUACUAAAUCGACUACCACAAAGAAGCCAAAAACAACGAAAUCUACUACAACUAAAAAGCCGAAAACAACAAAAUCUACUACAACUAAAAAGCCAAAAACAACGAAAUCGACAACCACUAAGAAGCCAACGACAACAGAAACGACAAUCACCACAGGAGAAACAACGGAGACAACGCCUACUACUGAAGAGACAACUACGAUAACUUCUACAUCAGAAACAACAACUCCUGAGGAGUCGACAUCAACAACAAAUAAUGCGGAGACCACAACAACCGAAAAGUCUGUAACUACUGAUCGUCCCACAACAACAACGAAAACUACUAAAUCGACUACCACAAAGAAGCCAAAAACAACGAAAUCUACUACAACUAAAAAGCCGAAAACAACAAAAUCUACUACAACUAAAAAGCCAAAAACAACGAAAUCGACAACCACUAAGAAGCCAACGACAACAGAAACGACAAUCACCACAGGAGAAACAACGGAGACAACGCCUACUACUGAAGAGACAACUACGAUAACUUCUACAUCAGAAACAACAACUCCUGAGGAGUCGACAUCAACAACAAAUAAUGCGGAGACCACAACAACCGAAAAGUCUGUAACUACUGAUCGUCCCACAACAACAACGAAAACUACUAAAUCGACUACCACAAAGAAGCCAAAAACAACGAAAUCUACUACAACUAAAAAGCCGAAAACAACAAAAUCUACUACAACUAAAAAGCCAAAAACAACGAAAUCGACAACCACUAAGAAGCCAACGACAACAGAAACGACAAUCACCACAGGAGAAACAACGGAGACAACGCCUACUACUGAAGAGACAACUACGAUAACUUCUACAUCAGAAACAACAACUCCUGAGGAGUCGACAUCAACAACAAAUAAUGCGGAGACCACAACAACCGAAAAGUCUGUAACUACUGAUCGUCCCACAACAACAACGAAAACUACUAAAUCGACUACCACAAAGAAGCCAAAAACAACGAAAUCUACUACAACUAAAAAGCCGAAAACAACGAAAUCGACAACCACUAAGAAGCCAACGACAACAGAAACGACAAUCACCACAGGAGAAACAACGGAGACAACGCCUACUACUGAAGAGACAACUACGAUAACUUCUACAUCAGAAACAACAACUCCUGAGGAGUCGACAUCAACAACAAAUAAUGCGGAGACCACAACAACCGAAAAGUCUGUAACUACUGAUCGUCCCACAACAACAACGAAAACUACUAAAUCGACUACCACAAAGAAGCCAAAAACAACGAAAUCUACUACAACUAAAAAGCCGAAAACAACGAAAUCGACAACCACUAAGAAGCCAACGACAACAGAAACGACAAUCACCACAGGAGAAACAACGGAGACAACGCCUACUACUGAAGAGACAACUACGAUAACUUCUACAUCAGAAACAACAACUCCUGAGGAGUCGACAUCAACAACAAAUAAUGCGGAGACCACAACAACCGAAAAGUCUGUAACUACUGAUCGUCCCACAACAACAACGAAAACUACUAAAUCGACUACCACAAAGAAGCCAAAAACAACGAAAUCUACUACAACUAAAAAGCCCAAAACAACGAAAUCUACUACAACUAAAAAGCCGAAAACAACAAAAUCUACUACAACUAAAAAGCCAAAAACAACGAAAUCGACAACCACUAAGAAGCCAACGACAACAGAAACGACAAUCACCACAGGAGAAACAACGGAGACAACGCCUACUACUGAAGAGACAACUACGAUAACUUCUACAUCAGAAACAACAACUCCUGAGGAGUCGACAUCAACAACAAAUAAUGCGGAGACCACAACAACCGAAAAGUCUGUAACUACUGAUCGUCCCACAACAACAACGAAAACUACUAAAUCGACUACCACAAAGAAGCCAAAAACAACGAAAUCUACUACAACUAAAAAGCCGAAAACAACAAAAUCUACUACAACUAAAAAGCCAAAAACAACGAAAUCGACAACCACUAAGAAGCCAACGACAACAGAAACGACAAUCACCACAGGAGAAACAACGGAGACAACGCCUACUACUGAAGAGACAACUACGAUAACUUCUACAUCAGAAACAACAACUCCUGAGGAGUCGACAUCAACAACAAAUAAUGCGGAGACCACAACAACCGAAAAGUCUGUAACUACUGAUCGUCCCACAACAACAACGAAAACUACUAAAUCGACUACCACAAAGAAGCCAAAAACAACGAAAUCUACUACAACUAAAAAGCCGAAAACAACAAAAUCUACUACAACUAAAAAGCCAAAAACAACGAAAUCUACUACAACUAAAAAGCCGAAAACAACGAAAUCGACAACCACUAAGAAGCCAACGACAACAGAAACGACAAUCACCACAGGAGAAACAACGGAGACAACGCCUACUACUGAAGAGACAACUACGAUAACUUCUACAUCAGAAACAACAACUCCUGAGGAGUCGACAUCAACAACAAAUAAUGCGGAGACCACAACAACCGAAAAGUCUCCGAAAACAACGAAAUCGACAACCACUAAGAAGCCAACGACAACAGAAACGACAAUCACCACAGGAGAAACAACGGAGACAACGCCUACUACUGAAGAGACAACUACGAUAUCCUCUACAUCAGAAACAACAACUCCUGAGGAGUCGACAUCAACAACAAAUAAUGCGGAGACCACAACAACCGAAAAGUCUGUAACUACUGAUCGUCCCACAACAACAACGAAAACUACUAAAUCGACUACCACAAAGAAGCCAAAAACAACGAAAUCUACUACAACUAAAAAGCCGAAAACAACAAAAUCUACUACAACUAAAAAGCCAAAAACAACGAAAUCGACAACCACUAAGAAGCCAACGACAACAGAAACGACAAUCACCACAGGAGAAACAACGGAGACAACGCCUACUACUGAAGAGACAACUACGAUAACUUCUACAUCAGAAACAACAACUCCUGAGGAGUCGACAUCAACAACAAAUAAUGCGGAGACCACAACAACCGAAAAGUCUGUAACUACUGAUCGUCCCACAACAACAACGAAAACUACUAAAUCGACUACCACAAAGAAGCCAAAAACAACGAAAUCUACUACAACUAAAAAGCCGAAAACAACAAAAUCUACUACAACUAAAAAGCCAAAAACAACGAAAUCGACAACCACUAAGAAGCCAACGACAACAGAAACGACAAUCACCACAGGAGAAACAACGGAGACAACGCCUACUACUGAAGAGACAACUACGAUAUCCUCUACAUCAGAAACAACAACUCCUGAGGAGUCGACAUCAACAACAAAUAAUGCGGAGACCACAACAACCGAAAAGUCUGUAACUACUGAUCGUCCCACAACAACAACGAAAACUACUAAAUCGACUACCACAAAGAAGCCAAAAACAACGAAAUCUACUACAACUAAAAAGCCGAAAACAACGAAAUCUACUACAACUAAAAAGCCGAAAACAACAAAAUCUACUACAACUAAAAAGCCAAAAACAACGAAAUCGACAACCACUAAGAAGCCAACGACAACAGAAACGACAAUCACUACAGGAGAAACAACGGAGACAACGCCUACUACUGAAGAGACAACUACGAUAACUUCUACAUCAGAAACAACAACUCCUGAGGAGUCGACAUCAACAACAAAUAAUGCGGAGACCACAACAACCGAAAAGUCUGUAACUACUGAUCGUCCCACAACAACAACGAAAACUACUAAAUCGACUACCACAAAGAAGCCAAAAACAACGAAAUCUACUACAACUAAAAAGCCGAAAACAACGAAAUCGACAACCACUAAGAAGCCAACGACAACAGAAACGACAAUCACCACAGGAGAAACAACGGAGACAACGCCUACUACUGAAGAGACAACUACGAUAUCCUCUACAUCAGAAACAACAACUCCUGAGGAGUCGACAUCAACAACAAAUAAUGCGGAGACCACAACAACCGAAAAGUCUGUAACUACUGAUCGUCCCACAACAACAACGAAAACUACUAAAUCGACUACCACAAAGAAGCCAAAAACAACGAAAUCUACUACAACUAAAAAGCCGAAAACAACGAAAUCGACAACCACUAAGAAGCCAACGACAACAGAAACGACAAUCACCACAGGAGAAACAACGGAGACAACGCCUACUACUGAAGAGACAACUACGAUAUCCUCUACAUCAGAAACAACAACUCCUGAGGAGUCGACAUCAACAACAAAUAAUGCGGAGACCACAACAACCGAAAAGUCUGUAACUACUGAUCGUCCCACAACAACAACGAAAACUACUAAAUCGACUACCACAAAGAAGCCAAAAACAACGAAAUCUACUACAACUAAAAAGCCGAAAACAACGAAAUCGACAACCACUAAGAAGCCAACGACAACAGAAACGACAAUCACCACAGGAGAAACAACGGAGACAACGCCUACUACUGAAGAGACAACUACGAUAUCCUCUACAUCAGAAACAACAACUCCUGAGGAGUCGACAUCAACAACAAAUAAUGCGGAGACCACAACAACCGAAAAGUCUGUAACUACUGAUCGUCCCACAACAACAACGAAAACUACUAAAUCGACUACCACAAAGAAGCCAAAAACAACGAAAUCUACUACAACUAAAAAGCCGAAAACAACAAAAUCUACUACAACUAAAAAGCCAAAAACAACGAAAUCGACAACCACUAAGAAGCCAACGACAACAGAAACGACAAUCACCACAGGAGAAACAACGGAGACAACGCCUACUACUGAAGAGACAACUACGAUAUCCUCUACAUCAGAAACAACAACUCCUGAGGAGUCGACAUCAACAACAAAUAAUGCGGAGACCACAACAACCGAAAAGUCUGUAACUACUGAUCGUCCCACAACAACAACGAAAACUACUAAAUCGACUACCACAAAGAAGCCAAAAACAACGAAAUCUACUACAACUAAAAAGCCGAAAACAACAAAAUCUACUACAACUAAAAAGCCAAAAACAACGAAAUCGACAACCACUAAGAAGCCAACGACAACAGAAACGACAAUCACCACAGGAGAAACAACGGAGACAACGCCUACUACUGAAGAGACAACUACGAUAUCCUCUACAUCAGAAACAACAACUCCUGAGGAGUCGACAUCAACAACAAAUAAUGCGGAGACCACAACAACCGAAAAGUCUGUAACUACUGAUCGUCCCACAACAACAACGAAAACUACUAAAUCGACUACCACAAAGAAGCCAAAAACAACGAAAUCUACUACAACUAAAAAGCCGAAAACAACAAAAUCUACUACAACUAAAAAGCCAAAAACAACGAAAUCUACGACAACGAAAGUGCCGAAAACAACGAAAUCUACCACAACCAAAAAGCCAAAAACGACGAAAUCAACAACCACUCAGAAGCCAACGAAAACAGAAUCGACAACCACGCCCCUAGAAACAACGGAGACAACGACAACAACCAAAGAGCAAACCACAAAAUACAUAACCACAGAGACAACUUCUAAAGAAUCUACAACAUCCUCUACAACGGUGACAUCUACCACAGAAGAACCAACAACAACACCGGCAACUACUCAGCCAACGAAAACAGCGGAGACGACAACUAAAUCUAUCCCAACCCAACCGCAGCACUUUCAUCAUCAUCAUCAUCAUCACUAUAAUCCUGGCGGCCCCUUUUUCCCAUUUCCAGAUCUUCUUCCUUUGCCACCGCUUCCUGUCAUUGAUAUCCCAACUAUUGAAAUCGAAUUGCCACCACCGCCUCCACCGCCACCUCUACCACCAUUUUUCCCCUUUCUGAAAAAAUUGGAAUAA